UAGAGGAGUACGGGUGUGGAUGCCAUUGAAGCUAUUUGGACUCGCACCAUUCAGAGAUGCAUUAACGGAAAAAAUAUUGUUAGCACGUUACUUUUAUGAACAACUAGCAGAACGAGGCGACUUCCAGUUAGGACCAUAUCCCGAAUUAUCAGUAGUUGUAUUCCGUUAUGCCAAAGCUCCGAACGACACCGAGAAAUUCAAUAAACAAUUACUGGACAGUCUGAUGCGGGACGGCAGAGUGGCGCUUGCUUCCACGCGACUACGCGGUGUUUACUAUCUUCGUAUGUGUGUCCUCUGUUUUCGAACACACCUGAAAGAGGUUGACUUGCUUCUAGAAAUGGUUGACAAGAACGUUGAGACUUAUCUGAAAUCAGUUUCUAAAAAACCAUGGGAAUCACAGCAAUUAUAUUCAAGAGGUUGAGUUAUAACUUUAAGUGAUGACAUCAUUGUUGUCAAAACACCCGAAUUAUAUUUACAAAGAAAAUGAAUCAUAAAAGCAAUGAAAUAUUUGGAUAUGAUACAUAUUUAAUCUAUGAAUGCAUUACAAAUGAUACUUUACGUUGUAUUCACGCAUGUGUUUAAAUGUAUUUUUUUGCCUGAAUCACUUUCAGCUUACUCC
Saccoglossus kowalevskii is the source of this 619-nucleotide messenger RNA. RefSeq lists its product as uncharacterized. Gene Ontology annotation, cellular component: cytoplasm. Gene Ontology annotation, biological process: carboxylic acid metabolic process. Lineage: Eukaryota; Metazoa; Hemichordata; Enteropneusta; Harrimaniidae. The record is from RefSeq and is a predicted model, not a curated record. Gene Ontology annotation, molecular function: carboxy-lyase activity; pyridoxal phosphate binding.